Molecule: messenger RNA, 1536 nt
Organism: Acytostelium subglobosum LB1
Lineage: Eukaryota; Evosea; Eumycetozoa; Acytosteliales; Acytosteliaceae
Exons: 4
Biological process (GO): regulation of DNA-templated transcription
Cellular component (GO): RSF complex
Source: RefSeq, a predicted model, not a curated record
AUGGAUGGACAAAAAGAAACAAAUAGCGGCAAUAGUACUGUUGCCAUCAAUGUUGACAGCCCCGUUAUCAAUAAUGUUGACAGCCCUGUAAUCAACAAUGUCGACAGUCCCAUCAUUAUGACAGAAGUUGUCGAUGUUGACAGAAGCAAUGGUAAUGGUAGUGGCGUCAACGGCAGCAGCAACAAUGACAAGAAGACCGAUUCCAUUGAUGUCGACAGUACAAAUAGUCCAAUAUCCAAUAUAGAUCAAGAUAGGAAUACACUGCGAUCAAUGUGGCAGCUGCCAUCAGUUCAGUACUUUAUAACAGUGUUCAAGGACGCACUACAUAUCAAGGUGCCAAUAUACAUCGAUGACCUGGAGAAUGCACUUCUCGAGCCUGCCAACGACGACAGCAAGACACUGCUCGCUGAUUUGUUCAUGCCAGUGUUACGUGGCCUUGUAAAGGGUCCAAUAACCGCUACCACAUGGGAGAAAGUGUUAAAGGUUGAACUGGGCAAGCGUACGAAUGUGUUCCACAAGAAUCCAUUUGGACAAGGAGAUCAUUUCACAGACGUUAACAUCAGCAAUAGAUUGCUGGCUAUCAAGUGUCUCUGUGAUCUGCACAUGAGCAAGACCAAGUCAGUGCUGGACCAAAUCAACAACAACCCAGAUCUCGAUGCAAUGCGACCCGAGUCCAUUGGAAAAGACGAAGAAGGACGACUCAUCUGGUUCUUUGAUGAUGGAAGAUUAUAUAGAGAGGCACCGCCACCUCCUCGAGGCACACCAUCAAAGUCACGCAAGUCAUUGGAUGGCAAGGACAGGAGAUGGGAGGUAGUGUGCUCGACAAAGGAGGAAUGGGUCGAGUUUGUAAAUAGUCUGGCCGGUAGCACAGAUGAUCAGGUGAAGGAACUGCACUCAUUGUUGGACAAGGAGAUAAUGCCAUUGGGAUUGGCCAAGAUCCAAAACUACAAGAAACUGGUCACAAAGAAAGAGCGAGAGAAGAACAGAGAGACACAGCUGGCACACAGAGCCGUGGCGUCACUGGCGUUGCCACCUGGCUACAGACAGUUCCGAUCACCAAGGCUGUUGGAGCAGAACUUGAAGAAGCUGGAGGCGGAGCGAUUGGAGAAGGAGAGGAGGAAACAGUUGGGCUUGCCAGAUGACGAGCCAGAUGAGGAGGACGACGAUGACAAUGACGAGGACAACGAUGAGGAUUACCUCGAUGACGAUGAGGAGCAAGUCGAGGCAAAGACAAAGAGAGUGAAGCGUGUGCCAAUCGUGCCACUGCGACAGACAAGCAGUGGAAGAAGGAUCAUUGCACGUAAAGUCGAUCAGAAUGGAAUGCCACUGCUGUCAUCAGAUGCCAGAAGGUUGGCUGAGGACGCCGCCAUGGAAGAGGACAAUGUUGAGGACACCAUGGAGGAUGAUAAUGAUCAAACAUCUACUACCACAACUACAACCACAACAACAUCCACCAAUGGACAUGAUAAUAAUGAUCAAAUGGAGGAGGAGCAGGAAGAGGACAACAAAGAGGAUAUUGAUGCCGAUGACCAGGAA